AUUAUUCUCAGCCGUACCCGAUAGUGUCUCGUUGAAUUGGUACUCUUCGAGAGAGCAAAGAACUAGUUCGCGAACGCACGACCGUAAAUUCGGCAACUUUUUUUUUUCGUAUCGUUUGAUCUUCUUCAGUGCAUGUUUUACGUAAUCUGUGCUCUUUAACUUGAAGUUCUUGCGGUUGCAGGAAAAGAUCAAAAAUGAGCACCGUUCUCGACCACGCGUCGGCUAUCAAGCGUCUCGACGCGCUUUUCACCGAAACCAAACUCGAACCGGUUCAGAAACCGGUUCCCAAGCCGGUUCCGGAGAUACACGUCGAAGUCGAUUCGAAGCACAACGCGAAAUGUGAAGUACACGGCAAAAACGGUCGUAGAGACUCCUUCGGAAGUGUGUUACACAUCACCAACCGAAGAGAUUCCUUGGGAAACGUUAUCAGCAGAACGACGGAGCCGGACUUUUUUGGACUUGGACCGAGAAGAGAAUCGAUGCCUGCUUUGAACAACAACGGAUAUUCCAGACGCGGAUCCCUGGUGAUUCCUCACAAUCCACCCAAAAAAGACAUGGAACAUCCCAGUCAUUUCGCGUCUACUCUAAGAAAGGAUCCGAUAGGCUCAUCGGGAUCAUUGCGCAAAGAUUCUCUCUCGCACCGCUCCAUGUCCGCCAUCAACAACAAAAAUCUCCUACAAGUGCCUAAUUCGAUGAGAAGAAACUCUAGGAAUUACUCGACGGACUCCCUUGACGGUAGGAGGAACUCUUGGGAUCCCGGCAGGAGAGGAAGUUCUGGAAGUUCUUGCGGAUACGAGGAACCAAUUUGGGAGGAACAUAGAAAGGUUAGAUAA
Molecule: messenger RNA, 833 nt
Organism: Diabrotica balteata
Lineage: Eukaryota; Metazoa; Arthropoda; Insecta; Coleoptera; Chrysomelidae
Source: the annotation of a GenBank genome assembly